This is a messenger RNA of Chanos chanos (milkfish), 2772 nucleotides long. It is a transcript of the gene olfml2ba, whose product is annotated as olfactomedin-like 2Ba. Bases 1 to 2772 code for a protein of 923 amino acids. Lineage: Eukaryota; Metazoa; Chordata; Actinopteri; Gonorynchiformes; Chanidae. The transcript has 8 exons. Gene Ontology annotation, biological process: signal transduction. The record is from RefSeq and is a predicted model, not a curated record.
AUGGCUAAAGUGGAGUUCUGGUGCGCAGUGUGGCUUGUUGUAUUUGCUUACAGCACGGCUGCUCCGACGGAAUUUAUGGGGGAAAUCAAGAAACAAAAUGAUCCACAAAAGGGUCCACAUCCAGAAAUGGAGAUGGAAAACCAGGACAGCAUAUUAACUCAGCUGCUGGGUGAUUAUGACAAAGUGAAAGCGCUUUCGGAAGGCUCUGACUGUGGCUGUAAAUGUGUUGUCAGACCCCUGAGCAGGAGCGCCUGCCAGCGCAUCGAAGAAGGACGAGCCACAGUGGAGGAUUUCUACACGGUGGAGACGGUCACAUCGGGACCGCACUGCAAAUGCGUAUGCGUUGCGCCACCCUCAGCCUUGAACCCCUGCGAGCGGGACCUCAGGCUGAAGAUGCUACGCGAGGCUGGGAAGGAUAAUAUCAAGCUCUCAACCAUAAUGGAAUUGCUGGAGGGAUCCUUCUAUGGCAUGGACCUUCUGAAGCUGCAUUCAGUCACCACAAAACUACUCAACCGGGUCGAAAAUAUAGAAAGAGUUGUUGGUAAGAACCAGACUGAGGAGAAGGUCACCAUGAGGUCAAAACAAAAGGUGAAAGAAGGCACGCCCACAACACCACCUUCAUUUCGCCAUGAGAAGAAGAAAAGACUGAGUGAGCACAAGAACGAGGCAGCGGCCUAUCAACCCACAGAGGAUAAAUAUGAGGAGAGGUUUGUAGGCAGCGUGCUGAAAAAGGAUGGGCUCAAGCCAGGAACAACCAUACUGGGCAAGAGAGAAAGAGAGGAUCAUGGGAAGAAACAGCAACCCAAGAUGAUCGUCAGAGGAAUCACGUUCUACAAAUCGGACUCCUCGGAUGAGCUAGACACAAAGGAGAACUUGGAAGAAGAUGAGGGUUCCAGCGGUGAUGGCUCGGUUGAUUUCUUCAUUCAAGAGCAGCUCCUCCAACACAAAGCCUCCAGCUUUACACCUGUUAUUAGAGCGUGGUCCAUUCCAACCAAUCCAAAGCCUCAAACCCAAGAGGGAGGAGCCCAACUGAGCAGCAGUCAGGCUCCACAGACUAACACAUCUGACGCUGUUACACACUCUGAAAACAAGACAUUAACCGGCUCAGUGACAGCCUUUCCCAAAACCACCGAGUCCGUCGCAGAAAGCGCCAGCACGAGAGAGUCCAGAACCAUCCCAACACCUGCUGUGACCGAGAGUUCGAAAGCCAACAUACACACCACUCACGCCACUCCUAAAGCCACCACCUCUGUAAUAACAGAGAAAACAAGCAGGGUGGAGCACACUACUUCCAGACUACAAAUAGCUCAGAACAUCCAAGCCAGAUUAUCCAACGUUAUCCACCAUAUAAAACAACAGGAAAUACCAAAUAAUGGUAAUAGCAUACCAUCUGAGGGACAAAACACCGCAGAACCUUUCAACAGUGGUGCAACAGUCUUCAUGGUAACCACAACUCAGGACACUGAUGCUCCCGUUACUUCCAUGGAGGCAACCAGUGUUAAUGUGAAAAAAGAUGCUGAAUUGUUUUGGAGAGGGACAACACAACUACCUACUAUUCAAACCCCAGCUACCAUCAUCGAGACCAAAACUCCCACGCCAACAAUUAGUGAAGCACAAAGCACUUUAAUAAGCUCUACUGGCCCAGAGCUCACCACUGUAACACCAUUAACCUCGGCAGCUGCCACCACGCCAGCUACACCAGAGUUUACAGAGAUGAAGACCGACUUAAACGUGCUGUUUCCCAUGACGACGGAAAGACAAUUAACUACCUCAGAUGCACCUUUAACCACAAGUACAACUGCAACAACGACAAUGACUACAACAACGACAACCCAAAAAGCCGCGCCCGUCAAACGCAAAUACAGCAUCAGCUGGGACGAGGAGGAACAGAACGAGGAUGAGGAAGAGGAAGAGACGACGAAGGAGAGAAUUAUAGCAGAGGAGAACUUUGAGGAGAAACCUCACAGAAAACCAGGGGACUGCAAGGAUACCUUGGCCACCAUUAAAGAGCCUGUUACACACAACACUUACGGACGUAACGAAGGGGCUUGGAUGAAGGAUCCUCUUUCUCGAAGCGAUAAGAUCUAUGUCACAAACUUUUAUUAUGGCAACAACCUCCUGGAGUUUCGCAACAUGGACGUUUUCAAACAUGGCCGCAUCACCAACUCCUAUAAGCUUCCUUACAACUGGAUUGGCACGGGCCACGUGGUCUACAACGGCGCCUUCUAUUACAACCGCGCCUUCUCCCGCGACAUCAUCAAGUACGACUUGCGACUGCGCCACGUGGCGGCCUGGACCAUGCUGCACGACGCAGUGUUCGAGAACGACGAGGUGUCGUCGUGGCGAUGGACCGGUCACUCGGACAUGGACCUGGCCGUGGACGAGAGCGGGCUGUGGGUGAUCUAUCCAGCCCUGGACGACGAGGGCUUCCUGCAAGAGGUUAUCGUCCUCAGCCGACUGAACCCCGUCGACCUGAGCAUGCAGCGCGAGACCACGUGGAGGACCGGACUUCGCCGCAACCGCUACGGCAACUGUUUCAUCGUGUGCGGGGUCCUGUACGCCACCGACACCUACAACACGCAGGACACCAACCUGUCUUACGCUUUCGACACGCACACCAACACCCAGAUGAUCCCGCGUUUGCCGUUCAGCAACAACUACACCUACAACACGCAGAUCGACUACAACCCCAAAGAGAGGGUGCUCUAUGCUUGGGACAAUGGACAUCAGGUCACGUAUGACGUGGUAUUUGCCUACGCAGAUCCACAGUAG